Molecule: messenger RNA, 2822 nt
Organism: Morone saxatilis (striped sea-bass)
Lineage: Eukaryota; Metazoa; Chordata; Actinopteri; Moronidae
Gene: tspan15
Product: tetraspanin 15
Exons: 8
Coding region: 155-1054 (299 amino acids)
Cellular component (GO): membrane
Source: RefSeq, a predicted model, not a curated record
GUUUAUUUCAGCCCACCAUCCGUCUAUCCAUCUAUCCAUCUAUCCGUCUGUCCGUCUGUCACGUUAACGUCCGCUCCAGGUGUGGCGAUGACAACCCGGAAGUGUGUUGUCAACAGAGCAGGCAGCUGAAGCCAACAGUCCUCAGUCAGACACGAUGUCCAACAACGAUGAAGUCCGAUACUGUCACAGCUUCUCCUACUGUCUCCUCAAAUUCAUCCUGUUCGCCUACUCCAUCAUCUUUUGGUUGAUAGGCGGCUUCAUCCUGGCCAUUGGUAUUUAUGCAGAGGUGGAGAGGCAGCGCUACAAGACGCUGGAUGGAGUGUUUCUGGCCCCUGCUGUAAUCCUGAUCCUCCUGGGAAUUGUCAUGUUUAUUGUUUCAUUUAUUGGAGUCUUGGCUUCACUAAGGGACAAUUUAACCUUACUGAAAGUGUUCAUGUACACCCUGGCUGUGUGUCUGAUCCUGGAGCUGCUGGGAGGAAUAUUGGCGCUAGUGUUCCGCAACCAGACAGUGGGGUUACUAAACAAGAACAUCCGAAAGGGCAUAGUGAACUACUAUGAUGACUUGGACUUCAAAAACAUCAUGGACUUUGUACAGAGGAAGUUUAAGUGUUGUGGAGGUCAAGAGUAUAAGGACUGGUCGGUCAACAUGUACCACAACUGCUCUGCACCUGGUCCAUUGGCCUGUGGUGUCCCUUAUACCUGCUGCGUCACUACCAAGCCCAAUGAAGUGGCCAACACGAUGUGUGGCUACAAUGUGUUGGGAAAAGAGCGUUUGGACUUGAUCGACAUCAUCCAUAUCAGAGGCUGCACUAAUGCUUUCUUUAUCUGGCUGAUGGACAACUAUAAGACUAUGGCAGGACUGCUAUUAGGGAUCCUGCUGCCUCAGUUCUUUGGUGUGAUAGUCAGCUGGCUGUACAUCACUCGUGUUGAAGACGCCAUCAGUGAGUAUGGUAACUACAUGGACGGACUACUGAACUCAGACACACUGGAAAGAGAAGCCAAGAGCCAGGGCCGUGUGUCCAAAUGGUUCAUGUGUAUGCCGGAGAUCGACUGAUGAAACAAAAGCCAAAAAGCAGCAAAUGGACUCCACUCACAGUUGGUUAAAUCACUCCAGUCGUUCCAGAUACUGGUGACAGCCACUGUGGGAGCCUGCGUUACUAUACGCUCACUUCACUAUGGAGACAUUUCUUUUUUGUUUUUGGGAAGAAGGAAUUGUUCAGCAUUAUUAAGAGUUUGAUAUUUAAGUGUUAACAUACAGUGUGCUAAUGCAUGAUUUAUAUAUACAUUAUGUGUUUAGCUGUAUCGUGCCUCAGACGGUCUCAGGGAUGAACACAGAAAUUGGUACAACCACUAUAACAUAAAAUUAGUCAUGUCACACAAUCUAAAGUACUUUUAUAUGUGUUCAUUGUUUGUGUUCCAAUUAAAACAUUAACUGACUCCUCCUACAACUACUGAUGAAACAGAUCCUAUCAUUCAAUCACUUCAACAACAAAAAAAAGGAUGCAGUUUGCCUUAUUUCUAUAUAGAGCUGGAAAUACUUAGAGGUUUGAGACUAAAUAAUUAUUAUUUUGAAAUAGCCCAUAGAGGAUGAGUAUUUAUGCACCCUGCACAUUCUGUUAAGACCACAAGUGUUCACUGAUCUUUCAUGAUGUGUCUAGCACAAGAAAAGUUGUCUAUAAUGCUCAGAUUUAUUACAUACAUUUUCUUCAUUAAAGUCUUAAGUUUGACUGCUCGGUUGAACUUAGGUCUACUGUUUUUUUUGUUUUUUUUUAUCAAAUGCAUUUCCUGUUCGCCCCACAGUGUCAUGUUACAGACCAAAAUGAUGUUUUUACAUUGAUUUAAAAGAUGAUAUCUCAGGGUUUUUUAGUAUAGCAACCCUGUCUCCUAGAAAUUACUAAUUACUCAUUUACAAAUCUGUCUCUGAGACACCUAAGGUUUUUAAUCAAUAUGACAAAAUGUUUUUGAGGAACAAAUCUGCUAAAUUCAUACAGAACAUAACGUGACUUUGAGCACAAGGUAUCGCAUGUUUACUUUAUGAACAUUUAACCAAAACCACAGAUGUUUCCCUAAACUGCCAAAACCUAACCACACACAGGACUCAGGAGUCUUGUGCUUUGUACACCCUCUCUCAGACCACCUCCCUGCAACUUUUCUUACAACACUUGAAAACAUUCUAGGAGACAGAGUUGCAUAUAGACAUGUUAAAAAAGGCAAGAGAAGAUGUACUGUUGAUAAAAUCGCCUUAAACCCCCCACAUUAAACUGCAGUGUUGUUUUACAAACAUGUACUUCUCAUGACCUAAGUGAAUAAUGUGAAUUUAAUGUGCUACUGAACUUUGUUUGGUUUGAUGUGAAGUUGGAAACUGAGACCAAAUACCUAAUCUUUGUAGUAGAAUUAAAAUCUCCCUUUGUAACUUUGUCACACUACAUUCUUAAUAAUAUGUAUGUAUAUAUACUGUCCUACUUUUGUACUGCUAAAACAUGUUUGCAGUGCCUCUAUUUAAUAGGAUACAAGGCCAAGCAGGUCUCAUGAAGGUUUACAUGGUAACCUUGUUUGCGCUGGAGGAUCAAAUAGAGAUUGCCAGGACUUUAUUCUCAUUAGCAUGGUCACAUAUUAGGUUCAAAUUAAUAAUAAUCCCUGUUAAAUUAUUUCUUCUCACGUUCAGCCUGCUGCAGAAAAAGAUUAUAUUUGAUUCUAGCAUUUUAAUGUGUUGGGCUGUCCCUCACCAAGUGUUGUUUUAUGUUUCAGCUCAGUCUUUCAGAAUGUAACUUGUGAAGCAUUUGGCUGGUGGAUUGAAGGUAAACGUUAUCUGAUUAUCCUAA